AGAAGUGAGAGAGUCUUGCGGUAUAAGCGUAACAAAGAGGAUUACAUAGAAAAAGAAUCUAACAAUAUAGAAGUUGUUAAAGCAAAGCCAGCUGAGGAGAUUCAGUUGGAGUUUGGAGGUGCAAUAGGUACCUUUUUUAUGACCCUGUCUUUGCUUCCAUUGUUGUACUAUUUGCUGUACCAGUGUACUCAGGAGAAUGUGUCGCUCCUCAGUUUCUACCCUCACUGGUCACUCACUGACUUGUGGAAUCCUACAGUUUUUGGAUAUUUUACUUUGUGGGUGCUCCUUACUGCAUUAUUCUACCUGCUCCCCAUUGGCAAGAUUGCCUAUGGUGUACCCCUUCCAAAUGGGAAAAGACUGAAAUACAGACUACAUGGACUCCAUAGUUUGCUCCUGGUUGCUGUGGUGGUAGCAGCACUUUUGUACAAUCGGGUCAAUCUGCUUUACGUAUAUAAACACCUCCACCAAUUUGCAGCUGCAGCUACUUUAUUCUCUGUCGUCAUAAGUGUUUAUGCAUUUGCACAUUCGUAUAGAGCCCCAAAAGAAGAUCUUUCUGUGGCUGGGAAAUCUGGGAAUUUCAUCUAUGGUUUUUUCAUGGGCCGAGAACGAAACCCUCACAUUGGGAUUUUUGACAUCAAGUAUUUUACUGCCAUUCAACCUACAUUUAUUGGUUGGGUUUUACUCAACUUUAUAAUGCUUUUGGCUGAAAUGGAUGUCCAGAAACACGACAAGCCUUCAGUAUCUAUGAUCCUGGUAAACAGCUUUCAGCUGUUGUAUGCCCUUCAUGCUCUUUGGUAUCAGGAGGGUAUCCUAACCUCUUUGGAUGUUGCUUAUGAUGGUUUCGGCUUUAUGUUGGCAUUUGGAGGCCUUGUAUGGGUUCCAUUCACAUACUCCCUGCAAGCAUUGUAUCUGGUCAAGCAUUCAGUGGAUAUUUGCUGUGCAACUGUUGCAGCUGCUAUUACUUUGAACACUCUUGGAUACUUUCUUUUUCAACGUGCCAACAGACAGAAGUUUGCCUUCAGGAAAAAUCCAGAUAACCCUAAGCUUUCACAUCUGAAAACCAUCCCAACUUCAGCUGGCAGUAAGCUGAUUGUGUCUGGGCUUUGGGGAUGGGUCCGACACCCAAACUACUUGGGUGAUAUCAUAAUGGCCUGGGCCUGGUGUUUACCUUGUGGUUUCACCAGCAUUUUGCCAUACUUCUACGGCUUCUUCCUUACUGCCCUUCUCAUCCAUCGAGUGAUCAGAGUGGAACAGCAGUGUAAAAUAAAAUAUGGCCCUGGACUGGCAGAAGUAUUGUCAGCACGUCCCGUAUCGCCUAUUCCCUUACAUUUACUAGCAGAGCAACUAUCGAUUGGAAUUGUCACCAUCUUUGGAUUUUAUUCAUAUUUGGUGACAAGUGAAAUCUGGUUUGGCCAUGCAGGCUAUUGUAAAUGUUUGCGAUUUUGUAUAUAA
Staurois parvus is the source of this 1452-nucleotide messenger RNA. The record is from the annotation of a GenBank genome assembly. NCBI's taxonomy places the organism in Eukaryota, Metazoa, Chordata, Amphibia, Anura, Ranidae.